AUGGUAGCCAAUAAAAGGCAAGUUGUGAGGUUAGCAGUUUACAAGAAUUUGAAUAUACUGUUUAGUUGUAUUUAUUAUGAUAGUCACCGAAACACUAAGGAUCGUUUGCUUUUGCCGACGUCUAUGCUAGCAGUCACUCAAUAUGGUGAAUUAACAUCCUCUAGAUUUGUUAACAGCACUACAGUGGAUGAGCUGGUGAAUUUUCUGAAAGCAAGUUGUAAUAUAUCACCAGGAUGGGUUUUAUUCCCCACUAACUUUCUGUGCCGCUUCAGCUUAUGCACGAAAAGUGGUUUUGAAUUGGCCAAAUAUUUCAUCACUGAAUGCAACAUGUGUGCGUAUACAGACAAAAAAAAGCACCAGGCAGAAAGAUUAGAGGCACGUGUUGAGAUUCAAAAAAACCAAAGUAAAAUGGUUGUUUUAACAGCCAUUUUAAUCUCUCGAAUUCCUGCCUUUCGGCACCAGGAAAAAUUCUAUAUUCAUAAUAUAAGUAUUAAACAAAUUUGUCAUAUCAAUGCAUAUUUGAGACACCUUUUACAAGACAAAACAGGCAAAGCAAAUUAUCGUCCACCACUUCAUUCUUACUUUAAAAUAUCUUUAGAGAGCGAAAAACAACUUCUUUGCAAGUACUGCUUGACAAUAUUCAAGAUGUCAAAAACUUAUCUAUCAUUAAAUCACCCAAACAGUCUUGAUAUCAAAACAUUACUGCAUUAUUGA
Messenger RNA from Echinococcus granulosus, 714 nucleotides. RefSeq lists its product as hypothetical. The record is from RefSeq and is a predicted model, not a curated record. Lineage: Eukaryota; Metazoa; Platyhelminthes; Cestoda; Cyclophyllidea; Taeniidae. The coding region runs from base 1 to 714 and encodes 237 amino acids. The transcript has 5 exons.